Molecule: messenger RNA, 1630 nt
Organism: Arabidopsis thaliana (thale cress)
Lineage: Eukaryota; Viridiplantae; Streptophyta; Magnoliopsida; Brassicales; Brassicaceae
Exons: 1
Coding region: 413-1360 (315 amino acids)
Source: RefSeq, marked reviewed
UCAACAACUUCAGCCUCUUCCACAUUCUCUUUUAGGAGAAAGAUUAGUGGGAUUGAUUAAAGAAAGUAAUCAUAUGAAUUGAUUGAUAUAAUUCUCUGUAAUGUAGACUCUUAAAUAUGUUACAAUAUCUACUCUCUAAGAUAUUCUUUUUAUAAGAAUCUUUUAAAACUUCAAGAAGAUUCAUUUAAUGAUUUCCAGUAAUGGUGAAGAAAAAUAUCCAACUAAAAACAAAAAAAAGCAGAAAAAUAUCCUAUCCUAUCAUUAUCCUAAUUUUAGAAAAAAAUAAAUAAAAAAAAAAGUUUAACAAACCUAAUUUAAUCGUGCGUAGAUAUAUCUAAAGCAGUGAUAUACUUUUCUUCUUCAACCGUUUUAUAGACUCUAUUGAUCUCCCGGAACUUUCUGUUACCUUCCCAUGGAUAAUCAGAAGUCGCCGAAGCAACCAACCUCCCAAGACUUCACCAAAGCCGCCUUCAAGCUUCUUGCGAAUCCCCACGUUGAACCGACGGUGGAAUUCAUCGCCGCCCUCACAAAGCCACCGGAGAAUCCAGAAGAUAAAGACAUCAAGUUCUUCCGUUUCUGCGUCGCCAAUUACCCGGGAUGCUUCUCCCUCAAGCUCAUGCGUGUCUAUUCCUCGAAUGAUCCACGAGUCCCAUACCAGAUCAGAGAGAUUGCGAUGAUAUUACUCCACGUUAUCUUCAUCAUAGAAGAAGCCUCUUUGAAUUUGGCAGUGGUUCACAUACUUUCGCCUAUACUCAUAUCAUGCCUUGAAGAACAAGUUAUCUCGAACAACAGUUUAAAGAUUCUUUCCAUGCUCGUGAACCGUGUCGCUUUCGAGAUAUUCACCAUUCAGGAAGAAACGUGGUAUGACCUGCGUGAGUUUAUCUCGUCUAAAGCGGAAUCAGAGUUUGCGAAAGCGGUUUCCGUGUUCAAGAGCUUGUCGAUGCCUUUGGAUGGAGAGGAGUUUUUGAUUCCUCUCAUGGAUAAUCUUCUUCCAGCGAUCUUAAAACGUUUAGGUAACAAAGAGGAAGAGAGUUCGAGCCAGUGGGGUUUGGCCUUUGUGGGUGGUUUCUGUGCGGCGGUUCACUUGUUGGAGACGACACGUGUUGAUUUGGUGGAGAAUCUUGCGAAUGAGAUGUUGAAAUCGGUGAAGAGAGGAAUGGAAUUAGGGUUUCUUGGGAAAGCUCUUAGGGAAGUUGAAACCGCUGUAGUGGAACAAUUAUGGUGGUAUUGUACUACAGAAUUCAGAUUCGUAUUGGGUUUGAUUAGUAGGAUUGAUGCGAUUGUCACUGAGGAGACAGCGAAGAAUGUGUUGCAAAGGAUUAAGAUAGUUGUGAAGAAGAAGAUGCUUGAAUAUGUUUAAGAGAUUGGUAAAUGGUGACGAAGAUUGGCUUAAUGAGAGCCAUUGAAUUUGGAUGCUUCUUGCCCAAGUAAACAAAUUCUUAGGGAAUGUUUUGGUUUUGAAUUGUGUAGUUUGGGUGUUUAUACUUUAUAUUUUGGUGUUACGUACGAGUGGAUUAAAUCAAACAGAGUUUUUGGAUUUAUAGUUUUUUGCAUCUUUGGUCAUUUACUGGAAAAACUUUAAGCUUUAAAUUUUUUACUUUGAGAUAAUAUAUCAUUAUUUCUUUGUGUU